Messenger RNA from Schistosoma intercalatum, 10524 nucleotides. The record is from the annotation of a GenBank genome assembly. NCBI's taxonomy places the organism in Eukaryota, Metazoa, Platyhelminthes, Trematoda, Strigeidida, Schistosomatidae.
AGUUGCGACGUGCGUUACUAUUCAAUAGACAGGUUUCCUGAUGUCUUUGAAAUCCCUUGUUUCUCCUUAUUUAAGUGAACCAUAUCAUAAACAUAAAAAUAGCCUCUGUAGAAAUUAAUGUUGGUUGGCUAAUUUUGGUAGUUCUUGAGACCUUAAUAUUCGGUCACAGUUUCUGUUCCCAAACUUACAUACUUAGACCUUUAUAAAGUUAGUGUCUACCUUAUAAAAUAUCGGCUUGAAAUCAAAAAGAUCUGAACACUUUGGAUAUGCAUUUUGACGACCUGGUUGUGAACUUGUUUGCCAUUUUAAAUCCGAUUAUUUCUGGGUCAUUAUUUUCUUUGGUUACAGGCAAAUCACAACCUGUUUUAUCAACAGUUGCUUUGAUAGUCAUUAAAGUCUCAGAUAUCGUUCCAAACCAUCAGCACAGGAAGUUAGGUGGUUAAGUGACAUUGAGUUUCCAUAUUACCAUACUCAGACCGCUAAUAAGCCUUUAGAAAUGAAUUCAUGUUGAAAGUUUUGGAAUUUUUCGCUACUCAAAAGUACCUAAUGACAAACACAAAACUAAUAAAAUCUCUCUAAAAGGUCAGUGCAAGACUUCUUGGUCCUUAAAGUCUUUAAUAGAUAUUUUUAUACUAUACUUUUGUGUUGUGUUACAGCUUGUUUUAGCUGUUCCUUCACUACAUAAAGGAAAUUGUCGUUUAAGUUUUGAGGCUAGGGGUUCCAGAUAAUAUACAUCGAUUGUCUACAGAUGGGGUUGGUUCGUUGUGCACGGAUGGCGAACUCCAUUCAUUGUCAGCCUACUCCUCAAUUUUAGUUCCCUACCACAUGACUGGUUUCGGGCUUGCUAACUUUCUUUGUUUCUAUGAUUUAUUUCUAAAAAGCAAGAGAAGGGAGGUCAUGGGGAACUAACUAUCAAGUUAUUUGAAUAUAAUGAUCGAACCACUCCAGGCUCUCAAUCGUGGUAAAGAAAUUCGAUUUCAUCCAACUACAAGAUUUAAAAUUCUUGGUACCUUUUACGCACCGUCCUUUAAUAUUUUUCCAGUAGUUGGCCACCUCCACUUUUACAAGUGCUAGCGGCUUGUUUGCAGUACAUCACCCCUCGACAGCGUCGUGUUUUCACACAAUUCGCUAAAUAAUAAUCACCUCAAUUAAUAACCCAUGGGUUACUAUGGUUUAUCUCAAUGAGUGAUAAAACAUCUAUCAGUAUGUAUUUGUCCACGUCUUGGUCAACAAUCUACAUCGUGACGGAUCAUAGGGGUUGUUUGACGUUUGGCAAAUGAAUUAUUCCAUUAUUUCAUCCAGGUCAUUAUGAAGCUCUUUGAUAUUCCCAUCAUUUCGUGUCACUUUCAAAUGCCACCAUAUUCCAUAUAUAUCGUAAAAAGUUAUAGUAUCAUUAAUAUCUACUACAGCCCGUCAAUUAAUUGAAGUUGGGAAUAUGUAUUACUGGUAUUAAUGGUUUUAGUUCUCCUUCUUAGUUGUCAGUGAAGCUUUUCCUGAACAUUGUUGAGUAUUGUGUAGUAUAGAAACAGCCGGAUAACACCUGUAUGUGGUUGCUGAAAUCUUAUCCUGAGGUAUCUGUUGUGAUGUCUGAGUCAAUAGACUAUUCUUCCAAAUAAUAUAUGUUUAAAUAAAUAAAUAUAUGCUUCCCAAAAAUUUCACAUGACUAGGGAAGAGAUAUCAUCAUUGGUGGUUAUUCAGUGUUGUGGCUACUCUUACCAAGUAGUGAUAUUUACUACAGUCCAUUAACAUGUUCCUCAUGUUGAGAUUAUAUCAAACCGAGCAACAGUGGUACUGAAUGAAUCAUGCGGAACUAGAUUUGUUUACGUGUUGUAUGUGGGUUGAACGGAAUAAUUUUUUUCAGAACGGGUUUUUUGAUCCAUAAGGGAUAAGUUAGAGUUUCUCACAACUAGAAUCGUUACUAUCAGACGGUCAUUGAGAACUUUAUUUGCCUCAUUACUUGAAAAUGUAAAUAGUUAAGCCAACAAACAGUUUAGAUUGUAAGCGAUAUGUGCUUGGUUAGUGUGUCGAUUUCAUAAGACAGUCACUCGUUAAGACUUAAGUACGGGUGAUUUCUAAUAAACAUGACCUGCCACCAACCUACAUGCUCUAGAGCUUCAUCGAAAUUCACUAUCAUAAAUUUCUUAAAACCUAGUUCAUUAUCACAUGAAGAUAGUCAACUAAGAGUUCAUCACACCAAUUAUCUUAUAUAUGUGAGUUGAUUAAAUAAUUGAACUCUAAUUGUUUAUUUAACGAACUUGUAGUAUAAGACCAAAAAUGGACUUAGGUGACUGGAAUGGUUGUUUUCCGAAGUGUAUCCACUUACGAACCUGUUAUUUCAAUGAACUUCUUGCCUGAUUCAGUGGUUUAACAUUUACGUACCAACCUUCUUUUACCUGUCGUGGAGAAGCAUAGGCCGCCGACCAGAAUUCUCCAACCCAGUUUUUCCUGGGCGCUCCUUUCCAGCUGUUGCUAAGUGUGACUCAUUCUUUUGAUAUCUGCCUCCAAUUUCUGGCUCAAUGUGUUUUUUAGCGUGCUUCUUUUUCCUUUGGCUUGAAGAUUGCAAGGUAGGACUGGCUUUGUGAUGGAGUUUGAUAAUUUCCGCAAUGUUUGUCCUAUUCAUUUCAGGUGUCUUUUCCUAAUUUUGUGUUCAGAUGGAAGCUGGCUUGUUCUCUGCCACAGUAUAUUGUUGUUGGUGUUAUAUUCGGCCAUCGAAUCCGGAGUAUCUUGCGUACACAAUUAUUUAUAAAUACAUGUACAUUUUUGGUGAUGGUUGUAGCUCCAUACGGUAGAGCUGUUUUGACGUCACUAGUUUAAUAACAUGCGUAUAUGUAGUUAAGAGAAUAGACAAUGUAUUUUGUGUACUUAUGCAUACUAGGGUCUUAGUAGUUUUCGUAAUUGAAGUUUGGAUGAAACAUUUACAUAUUGAAUGCAACUGUGUUGUUGACAUGUGUACCGUUCAAAUAUAUCUUUUAAGAAAUAUAAUCUUUGCAGUAAUGUCAAUUUAGUUAUUUUUUCAGGAUCCAAUAUGUGCAGUAAUAUUUCUUAAUAAUCCUAUCACUAUAUGUUAAAUUUGUUGACAGUGUACUUUUUCUAGGCUAUGAUUAGUCAGUUUGACGAUUGCCAAGUGAUUUAGUUUCCUUAAAGAAGUUGCUAGUGGGUAAUCGUGACGAAAGCUACUACGUUAGUAUUCUGUGGAUUUCUAUUAAAAGGAUUGAAACUUAAGCCAAGGAUACAGUUAGUGUUUUAGAGUAAAUGGUGAAUUUUUCUCUAAAUCUAUUACAAGCUUUUAAAUUCACUGAUAAUGAUAUUCCCUAAUCCAAUGUCUAUGAGAAAAUUUAUGUGGAUACCUUCACGCUAAUCACAGUAUUAUCCAUUAAUUUUUUAUCAGAAUUCCAUAGAUGUUUCUACUGUAUAUUAUUGAAACUAUUCAUAUUUGAUGGUACUCUAUAAAUCCAGUUUUAUUUCAAGGUAUAUGUAUAGCACUCAAUAUACUUUGAAAGUAUAGAAGUAACUACCAACCUAAUGUACAUUUUCGUCUCUAUAGUAUGCACUUCCAGUUUCAUCACUUUAUUUCAUGUUAUUUAAUCACUCUUAUAUGCUUCAUUGAUGUACCUUAGCCUUUUCAAAAGAUACGUUUUCGCUCGAUUUUGUAAAAAUUUGGUAUAUUGUUUUCGUUUUAACGUUAGAUCUAAUCCCCGUAGACAUUCAAAUGGAAUGCUUCGGGUCUGUCUAUCAUAUCUGUUGAUAAAUGGGAUCAAGCUUUUCGAGUCUGAACAAGUCUUGGGGAUGCACAAGUCUUGGAACUUCUGGUAACAGAAGUAAUCGAAAGGAAUUGAGUGGAUUUUGCCACUGUCCUAAAAAUUGUCCAUCUAGCUAUGUGUUACCUAGCGCUUUACAAACGAAAACUAAUCCACUGCCAAUUGAUGAAUUAUCGACUUCUAUCAUAACAAGCCCAACUGUGAUUAGUACAUACAGUUGUACAUGUAAAAACUCUUUAGCACAUCAUCAAAUAAACUCUGAUACACGUGCUUCUAAUGUAGACAUUAGUUAUCAGUUAUGCGGUGUUAAUUCUGAAGCAUUUAUACCUACAGAUUCAAAUAUUUCCAUCAGAGUUUCGAUUCCACAUUCUGAUUUUAAUCAAGAACAACUCUACAACGGUCAAACACAAUGUAUUGGUAGUGUUGAAAAGUCCGUUGACAUUGAUACAAUUAAAAAAGACUGUAUAUUUACAGAUCCUUUAAUAUUGACUGAUUGUGCAAUUGAGCAAUUCCGAAACCUUAUAUCUUCUUGGUCAUGUAAUGAUUUAUGUUGUCUUUACUUGGAAUAUGAAGCAGUAUAUGAGCUCCAACUUUUAUGGAAAGAAGCAAUUAAAACUCGAUUGAGAGCUCCUACUCUUAAGGAUGAUCUCUGGUCUUUAGCUCAACAUGGUUGGUGUUCUAAUACGUACCUUAUUCGCAAUGGCUCUACUCAUGAGGCUCAUUCGUAUUUACUAGCCUCACGGUUAAGGAAUUUCGAUGAAUUGCUUACUUCAUUGAAUCGUGGGAAAUUUCAUAGAUUUCCAAACAAGUCGACAACUGAUCAUACUAAUAUAAUGAGUAUCACUUCUACCAGUGCCAUCACUAAUACCAGUACUACUAUUCUGACUAAUAAAGCUUCAGUUAAUUCACUUCCUGCAUCCGACAGACUUGUUGAUCAGUCAUCCGAUUUUCAGUCUGAAAAAUGUCCUGAUUUAUUAUCCAGUUCACGUUUAAAACUACAAGAUACUUCAUAUAAAAUGAAUACUGAAACCCAUCAACAACAACAUCUUCAUAAUCCGAUAAAAUUACCUAGUGUUAGUAUUCUCGAUUCUAAUAAUUUAAAAAUUAACACUCAUGAUGUAUCAAAUUCAUCUAAAAUGUUUCUAACCAAUUUUCUAUGUCAAUUAUACGCGGGAAAUGAUCCACAACAAUUACUUUCUAAACCGGAUCUAUUGUACCAACCAGAAAUUAAUGAUAAAACAAAAAAUACAUGUAAUACUAGUAGUAAUUUAUCGAAAUUAUAUAAUUUUCUAAAAUAUUCACAUCAACAUAAAUGCUUACUCUCUAACGACUGUGAAUUAAUCUUCACAUGUCCAUCUAUACUCAAUUUAAAAUCGAUUACAUUGCCAUGUCAUGCAGGCAUAUUAGCUUGUCGUUCACAAUUUCUACGUCGUAUUUUGUUAAAGCGUUGUAAAUCCAACACUCUCAAUGUCGCUACUAAUACUACUAUUACCACUACGAGUAAUACUCAAAAUUCUACGCAUAAAAUAAUUUUAGAUGGUAAAAUAAUACCAGGACAUUUUGCUACUGUGAUUUUACACUUUUUCUACUGUGAUUAUCUUAAUUUAAAUGAAAUAUCAAAUUUAUUAUUAGUUUUUAAUCAACAGACAUUAUUAAAUAAAUUACAUUUUAAUUGGCACACUGAACAUAGUCAGUUGAAUAAAACUACUACUAAUAAUAACUAUAAUGACAAUUAUAUGUGUUGUAAGUCAUCUGUUGAAGAGGAUCACUCAUCAUCAACAUCAACAACAAUACCAGCAUCUAAAUGUACACAUGCAUAUUCUUCAAGUCAUUGUACAGCAUCUGAUUCAGGAUCAUUUUUCACAUCAAUUCAGUUUUUAAUGAAUACCUCCGAAUUUAAUGUGAAACAAUUUUGUCUAAGAUGUCCAUUUUGUCUAACACAUCUAAUUCAACUUUAUCCGGUUGGAGCGAUUUUAGAAUUUCAUAAACUUUCAGAAGUAUGUGAAGAUUUGUUAGCAGAAGCUCUGAGUUUACCAUCAAUUGGUUUUAAAAACUAUGAAAACAAUAACUGGAAAAGUUUGUCUACUACUACAAAGAGACAACAAGAUAUUUCUUCUUCUGUGACAAUGAGUUCAAUUAGUUUAGCUGUUGGUUUACUAAGAUGGAUCGAUGAAAAAUCACCAUUUACAUCAUCGUCUUUGCCAGAACCAUUUUUGAAUACUCAAUUUUCACGACGUAAUAAUAAUACUUCAUGCUCUCCAACCGUUAGUCAGCAAUCCAAACCCAACGAAGAUUCUUCAUCUCCUUUGGAUAAUCAAUACAUUUUCAAAUCGAAUGAUAAUAAUUCUCAUGUUUCUUCUCCUUAUAAUGGGACAUCUCUUGGUUUUGUGUAUCGUCAUGCUAUACAAUGUUUACGGCAAAAUUUCACUUCAUUAGUUCGUUCACCAUUUAUUUUACAACGGCUAUCACCUCAACAGCUUUAUGAAUUGCUCGAUUCUAGUCUUGUUCAAGCACCUGAAUCUGAAAUCCUAGCUGGUCUAUUAUGUUGGGGUGAACUUCAACUCAAACUAAAACAAAAAAAUACAUGUUCCGGCGUUCAAUCUUCAAAUGCAUACCCUAGUAGAGAUAAUGAAACGAAUAUUCAACCAGAUAAAAUAUUAGAUAAUGUAACUAUUGAAUAUCAGUCAAUUUUAACAUCAAUUAUUGAUAAUCCAUCUGUUAUAAACUGUAGUCUAUCCGAUACAUCAUCAUCAAUAACAGUUACUGAAGAAAAUGAUCUUUCCUAUUUUAAUCAUUGGUUAUUACUAUGUAGUGGUUGGAAUAAUGUAGAAAACAGUAUGAAAAGGCCAACAUCAAAUAUUGAUUGUGCAUUACGUUUACCAUCUUGUCAUUUAUGUCAUGGUACUUCUACUUCUACCACUACUACUACUAAUACUACUACCAUGAAUAAUAAUGCUAACAAUAAGUCUGUUUCAAGUGAAUCUUUUAUUCUUAAUCAUAAUCUUGAUAAAAUGAUAACAUAUACACAAUUAAUUGACUUAGUAUCAAUUGUAAAUUUAUUAAAUGAAUACAAUUUAUUGGAUUGUAUUCGACCAGCUCAUCUACUUAGUCCUAUGCCUAACGAAUUAGCAAGUGUUCUAUUACGUUAUUACUGUGAUAACUACCAACAUCUUAAUGCACAUAAUUCAUCUACUGUUGUUUUAAAUUCCGUGAAAACUCUUCAUAAUUUUGGCUGUUGUCAAAAUAAAGAUUUCUUCAAUUCACCAUGGAAUUCACUUAUUCACUUGAUAAAGUCUUCCCAAUCUAUUUGUUCAGAGAGACAAUUCACUUUUGAAAAAGUUUUAUCCAAUCCUUGGAGUAGUCUAUCACCUGCACAAUUCUCAGAAAAAUACCAUUGGGCUAGCCUUUUAUUCACUGAUGAUAAUGAUGGUCUAUCAGCCGGUCAUAAACUUAAUUCCACUAAUAUUAAUAUUGAUGAUGACUGCGUUUGUUGUUGGAAUAAACAACAUCUUAUAGAGAAUUCAUCAUUGAUCACCGCCACUGGGGCUUCUGUCGUUCGGAAAUCAUUAUCGGAUAAUUCUAAUGUAUGGUUAAAUUAUACAAAUCGAAUGAAAUCACAGUUGAAAUUUCUGCAUAUUCCACCUAGAUUAUAUUAUCCAUUUUUAAAUGAAGUUCGAAUGCUUUUUAUUCAGAAGCAUGCUGUACAUCAUCAAAGGUUACAUAUAAUGAACAAUAAUAAUAAUAAUGUUGAUAGUUUCCAUUCACAAUCUCAAUCUUCCGAGUGUACAUGUUGGGAGUUUUUAUUAUCGCGUAAAUUUGAUCAAUCAAGUAAUUUAACAAAUUUCUCACCGAAUACAACUAAACGCAUUCAUCAAUCAUCUUUCAAUAAAUAUCAUAACAAAUCUUUUAAUUUAAAUCACCAGCAGACAUAUACUACUGAUAUCACUAGAGAUUAUUCACAAGAUUUCUCAUCAGAAUGUGAUUUAAGCUUUCCAGAUUUGGCUAAAAAACGUUUCGGUUCAAAAUCAAUUGAAAAUAAUGAUUAUAAUAAUGUUAAUAGUCACUUUUUCAUGAAUAAAAAGUUCACAAUAUGUUGUGAUUAUAAAUGUCGUGACUUUGCUUAUUGCUUACUACCGUCAAGUCAAUGGACCAGUAUUAUCGAUUAUUACAUGAGAUUAGUUCGUGAGUUCAUGGAUGAUCCCAUAAGUCAUCAUCCAUGUACAAACAACAAAUAUAUUCAUCAUAUUCUACGUUUACGCUCCUUAUGGAAAUAUGGUUUACCGGAUUCAUUGGAAAGUUUACUUGUUUGUAGAAUCAAUGAGUAUAUGUUUAUGUUACAACAACCACCACCCUCAACGAAACAAUGUUACAUAACAGACUGUUGUAAUCCUAUGAGAAAUAUCAAUACAUUGCUAAUCAAAAAUAAUUCAUUUGUUUCAACAACAACCAUCACUACUACUAACACUACUUCAACAGCCUCAUCAUCGUCAUCCAAAUCUGUAUGUAGUUGUAGUCUACCAGUUAUGAAUAUGACUUAUUGUGAACACCAUACUACGCAACGUUGUACAUUUAAUCCUAGUGAUAUUGGUUGGAAAUCAACAGAAAUCACCGGUGGAUCCACGACCAUUACAACCACAACUACAUCUCGACCAUUAUAUUCAUUGUCUUCUAAUAAUUUAUAUAACAGUAAUGGUAUUAGAAAUAAUACUAUCAAUAAAUUGACCAGAAAUUCAAAUCAUAAUUUAGUAUCGUUAGGUAAAGCAUCACAGUCAUGUUCAAUUUGUGAUGAUCAGGUAAUCUUGUGUUCAGUUCCAAAGAAUCACAAGUCAUUCUCAAACAAUAAGAUUCUAUUCACUAGUAAUGAGCAAUUAUCAAACAUACAGUGUCUCGCGCCUUUUUCUUGUAAGCAAUGUCAAAAUCUUAUAAAAUCAGUGGAACCAUACUGUCAUAAUGUUUCUUAUUUUUCUUCAUAUAUUACUAAGCAACAAAAGGCAUGUGUCCAGUGUAUAACUUCACCUAUGAGUAAUACUACUCAUAUCACUGAUUUCAAUAAUUUGUUGCUUCCUACAUAUUUUUCCAAAAAUCAAUUUAAGAAUGGUAUUUAUUCUGAUCCUAAUUAUCUAUUGAAUGAUGGUUUAUUAUUUUCUUCUGUAAAUGAUCGUGCACUGACAAAGAAUAAAUCAAACUAUCACUAUAAUCUGUAUCGUUCUAAUGAUCAACAACACUGCCACCAUCGACAACAAUCGAGACGCCAACAUCAAUCAUCAGAUAUAUUCUACUGUCCUUCUAAUGAUCACAAAUUAUCUUCUGAGAUGUUAACAACAAAUUUAUCCAGUCCAUGUUAUAAGAAAGUUUUAUUGAAUGAUAAUGAUGAGGAUAAGAUUGAGAAAAAGACGAUAUGUUGUCCCUAUGCAUCGUGUUCACAACAAACACUAAUACAACCAUCACCAUCAUUGUCUUCGGCGAUAUCUUUAGUGCAUUUAAAAAAUACUGAUGGUGAUCUUAGGGUUACGUUUAAUCAUAAUGAUAUUAGUAGCAGAAGCAGUCAUGCUGCUGUUACUGAAGAGCAAUAUGCAACCAGGUUAAUGAAAUUAUCCACUAAAAGGUAUGAUGAUGAGGAUCGUUUACAUGAUACAGUUUAUUUGCCUUUAUUACUAACAUUACAAGGUAGUGUUAGUGACCAGUAUCAUCAUAAUAUGUCUUCAUCCUUUACAGGGAAAUCAGAUCUAUCUUCAGAUUCUACAAAUUAUUCUUCAUCGUCAUCAUCAUCUUCAACUAGUUUCUCAUCUCCAUUAUCAAGCGCAAGUAAUUAAUUUACAUCAUUGAGAUUCUUUACUCUUCUCCAGUUUGAUGAUUCUUGUGUAUGUAGCUAAUGAUGUCCCGGUUCUCGUUCACUUUCUCCUAUAAUAUGUCUGUUAUAAUUCACAGAAAAAGUUUAUUACAAAAACAAUUUAAUUUGUCUCUUGAAAGUUGCUUCCAUACUUUGAUCUUAUUAUAUUAGUGGAAAAAUGAAAAAGAAUUUUAUACAACAGUAGGCAAAUUUUUUCUAGAAAAAACUCCUAAUCCUUAUUUGUAAACAUAAAUUCACAUACGGUUACUUUCUAUACUUUAUUUUCAUCGUGUUUUUUUUGAUAGAUCAUUAUUUAUUAAUGAUUGCUUUCAACACUUCUUUUACUCUACAGUACACAACAAACAUUUUACCGGCCUGAUUUGUAAUAUUUGUCUAUUAAAUCAAAUGAAUAAAUAAUAUUAUACUUGUUCGGUUAUCAUAAUUUUCUAACAUGAUAUCACAUUCAUUUUGUGUGUAAUCAUGAGAAGUAUACCAUUUGUUAACCAAUCAAAACAUUUUAAAUUACAUACUAUUGACCAAUUAACUUCCAGUUUAAGCAUGUGUUGACCUGAUUGUAUUUCCCUCUCAUUUUCUAUUGGUUGAAUUUUUUUAAGGACUGAAUCACUUCAAGCAAUAUAUAAUUAUGAAUUAGUUUUUUUUUUUAGGAAAAUGUUCAUAUAUGUGCAAUAAUGGAAUUAAGUAGCAUUUUUAUUUUCUAAAACAUCUAUACAAAACGAGGUAACAGCAGUUAUUUUAUUUACUGUUUUAAUUUUCAUUUCAUUGUCUAUUGCCCUUUCGCUUUAUGUAACUUCUUCCUAGAAUUGUUGCCUUAUAAAUUACGAUACAAUGAACUUUAUAUGAUAUGUUAUCGAGUUGUUUUGUUUUUACAAAUAGAUGUUUAGUAGUGAAAAAAACACUACUAUCAUUUAUAUUGCC